AUGGCCGCGUUAGGGAGAAUAGGUACGCGCCCUGCACGAGUGUUAUCGGUGGCUCAACUGUUUGCCGAGGAGUCCCAACCAAGGCUGAAGAGAGCCAGAAUGAACUUUCAUCCCGUUUUGAGUUUUUCAGAGGAAGACAAGAUCGGGACCAUUCAGCCCCACGACGAUGCGCUGCUAAUCACCCUUAGAAUUGGGGACUACGAUGUGAAAAGAGUAAUGGUAGAUUGCGGCAGCGCGGCCGAGGUUAUGUACCCUGACCUCUACAAGGGGCUGGGGUUAAAACUAGAGGAUUUGAUGCCUUACAACUCCCCUCUGAUGAGCUUCAACGGAAAGCUUGUCAUCCCAAUGGGCAUGAUUAGACUGCCUAUUCAGACCGGCCCAGAGAUAGUGGAGGUGAACUUCAUCAUGGUGGACACCUACUCCCCCUAUACAGCCAUCGUCGGUAGGCCUUGGCUCUACACCUUAGGAGCUGUUGCUUCCUCAUUGCACCAGAAGGAGAAGGAGGAGCUGCUUGAGUUCCUUAAAAGAAAUAUUGACGUGUUUGCAUGGGAUGCCUGCGAUGCCCCUGGAAUCGACCCAGCCUUCAUUUGCCAUUACCUCAAUGUCAAUCCGGCCAUCACUCCUAAGAAGCAACCACCCCAUCGCUCGUCAAAAGAGCAUGCCGAUGUGAUUAGGGACGAAGUGGUGAAGUUUAAGCGUGCUGGGGCUAUUAAAGAAGUCUUCUACCCCGAAUGGUUGGCCAACAUUGUGGUGGUCAAGAAGAAAAGUGAGAAAUGA
Quercus lobata is the source of this 777-nucleotide messenger RNA. RefSeq lists its product as uncharacterized. The record is from RefSeq and is a predicted model, not a curated record. Lineage: Eukaryota; Viridiplantae; Streptophyta; Magnoliopsida; Fagales; Fagaceae. Bases 1 to 777 code for a protein of 258 amino acids. The transcript has 2 exons.